This is a messenger RNA of Chionomys nivalis (European snow vole), 4989 nucleotides long. It is a transcript of the gene Inpp5f, whose product is annotated as inositol polyphosphate-5-phosphatase F. The record is from RefSeq and is a predicted model, not a curated record. The transcript has 20 exons. Gene Ontology annotation, biological process: regulation of endocytic recycling; phosphatidylinositol dephosphorylation. Lineage: Eukaryota; Metazoa; Chordata; Mammalia; Rodentia; Cricetidae. Gene Ontology annotation, molecular function: phosphatidylinositol-4-phosphate phosphatase activity. The coding region runs from base 238 to 3612 and encodes 1124 amino acids. Gene Ontology annotation, cellular component: clathrin-coated endocytic vesicle; early endosome.
UGCGGGGGAGCGGGGAGAGGCCUCUAGGGCCGCGGCCGCCCGAGCGUGAUCUCCGCUGGUGGGUCAGGUCCCGGGGUGCUUCCCCUCCCUGUUCCUCAGAGCCGUGGGUCCUCGGCCUCUCCCCCAGGCACGGACUCUGGUGGUCGCGGUGGAGGAGGACGUUUGCACAGCUCCCCGGCGGGCCGCUGCUGUGCCCGGACCGGGGACCGCCGCCUCCCCGGAACGCGUGGGGCCGGUAUGGAGCUCUUCCAAGCCAAGGACCACUACAUCCUGCAGCAGGGCGAGCGCGCACUGUGGUGCAGCCGGCGCGACGGCGGCCUGCAGCUCCGACCGGCCACUGAUCUGCUUCUUGCCUGGAACCCAAUUUGUCUGGGAUUGGUAGAAGGAGUUAUUGGGAAAAUUCAGCUUCAUUCAGAUCUUCCAUGGUGGCUUAUUUUAAUUCGGCAGAAAGCACUGGUGGGCAAACUCCCAGGAGACCAUGAGGUCUGUAAAGUCACCAAAAUUGCUGUAUUGUCACUUUCUGAAAUGGAACCGCAGGAGCUUGAACUGGAGCUCUGUAAGAAGCAUCAUUUUGGAAUUAACAAGCCGGAGAAGAUUAUACCAUCUCCUGAUGACUCCAAGUUUCUACUGAAGACAUUGACGCACAUCAAAUCCAACGUGUCUGCUCCUAACAAAAAAAAAGUUAAGGAAAGUAAAGAGAAGGAGAAAUUGGAGAGGCGGUUACUUGAGGAGUUGCUGAAGAUGUUCAUGGACUCAGAGUCUUUCUAUUAUAGCUUGACCUAUGACCUGACCAACUCCGUGCAGAGGCAGAGCACUGGGGAGAGCGAUGGCCGUCCCCUCUGGAAGAAGGUUGAUGACCGAUUCUUUUGGAAUAAGUACAUGAUCCAAGAUCUCACUGAGAUUGGUACUCCGGAUGUGGACUUUUGGAUCAUCCCCAUUAUCCAGGGUUUUGUGCAGAUUGAAGAACUUGUGGUUAAUUACAGCGAGUCAUCCGAUGACGAGAAGAGCAGCCCAGAGACUCCCCUUCAGGAGCCCACCUGUGUGGAUGACGUCCACCCACGGUUUCUGGUGGCGCUCAUAUCUCGGAGGAGUCGGCACAGAGCCGGAAUGCGCUAUAAACGAAGAGGAGUGGAUAAAAACGGAAAUGUUGCAAAUUAUGUGGAGACUGAGCAGUUAAUUCAUGUUCAUAACCAUACUCUGUCAUUCAUUCAAACUCGAGGCUCUGUGCCGGUCUUUUGGAGCCAGGUUGGGUAUCGCUAUAAUCCAAGACCUCGACUGGACAAAAGUGAGAAGGAAACGGUUGACUGUUUCUGUGCCCAUUUUGAAGAGCAGCUGAAAAUUUACAAAAAACAGGUUAUUAUUAACCUGGUCGACCAGGCUGGACGGGAGAAGAUUAUUGGCGAUGCUUACCUGAAGCAGGUGUUGCUCUUCAACAACUCGCAGCUCACCUACGUCUCCUUUGACUUCCACGAGCACUGCCGAGGAAUGAAGUUUGAGAAUGUUCAAAUCCUGACAAAUGCCAUUUACGACAUUAUUCUUGACAUGAAGUGGUGUUGGGUCGAUCAAGCUGGGGUAAUAUGUAAGCAAGAAGGAAUUUUCCGAGUUAAUUGCAUGGACUGCCUAGAUCGCACCAACGUGGUCCAAGCUGCCAUUGCACGAGUAGUCAUGGAGCAUCAGCUUAAAAAACUCGGUGUGAUGCCCCCAGAACAGCCACUACCUGUGAAAUGCAAUCGGAUCUACCAGAUAAUGUGGGCUAACAAUGGUGACUCUAUCAGCAGACAGUAUGCCGGGACAGCUGCUCUGAAGGGUGACUUUACAAGAACAGGAGAAAGGAAGUUGGCUGGAGUUAUGAAAGAUGGAGUUAACUCUGCAAAUAGGUACUACCUCAGUCGGUUCAAGGAUGCUUACAGGCAAGCUGUCAUAGAUUUGAUGCAAGGCAUCCCAGUGACAGAAGAUCUUUAUUCCAUAUUUACCAAGGAGAAAGAGCAUGAAGCUUUGCAUAAAGAAAACCAGAGAAGCCACCAGGAACUCAUCAGCCAGCUCUUACAGAGUUACAUGAAGUUGCUGCUGCCGGGUGAUGAGAAGUUCCAUGGGGGCUGGGCCCUAAUUGACUGUGACCCUAGCCUCACGGAUGCUGCUCACAGAGAUGUGGACGUGCUGCUGCUGCUCUCUAACUCCGCCUACUACGUGGCCUAUUAUGAUGAUGAAGUUGAUAAAGUAAACCAGUAUCAACGGCUGAGCCUAGAAGACCUGGAAAAAAUUGAAAUAGGUCCCGAACCUACUCUUUUCGGCAAACCGAAGUUUUCCUGCAUGCGACUGCACUACAGGUGUAAAGGGUCGAGUGGUUACUUCCACACACUGAGAGCUGUGGUACGCAGUCCGGAAGAGGAUGGGAAAGAUACUCUUCAGUGCAUCGCAGAGAUGCUGCAGAUCACCAAGCAAGCCAUGGGGCUGGAUGUUCCCAUAGUUGAGAAGAAGCUUGAGAGGAAAAGCAGUAAGCCUCAUGAAGACAUCAUUGGUAUCAGAUCUCAAAAUCAAGGCUCUCUGGCCCAGGGGAAAAGCUUUUUAAUGAGCAAAUUUUCAUCUCUAAAUCAAAAAGUGAAACAGACUAAAUCCAACGUGAACAUCGGCAACCUACGGAAAUUAGGAAACUUUACAAAGCCUGAAGUGAAAGUGAACUUUCUAAAGCCAAACCUAAAAGUCAAUCUUUGGAAGUCAGACAGCAGUCUUGAGACCAUGGAAAACUCGGGAGCGAUGGAUAAUAAUCAGGCCCAAGGGGAGUCUGAUGGGGACAUGUCUUCAGAUAAUGAUUCUUACCACUCCGAUGAAUUUCUUACCAACUCUAAGUCUGAGGAAGACAGGCAGCUAGCUGAUUCUUUAGAGAGUGUAGGGCCAAUCGAUUAUGUUCUCCCAAGCUGUGGUAUUAUUGCUUCAGCUCCUCGACUAGGCAGCCGAUCCCAGUCUGCCAGCAGCACUGACGUCAGCAUUCCUGUCCCCUCAGAAGCUACUGUUGGUCAUGGAAAAGGCCAGGAGUCUCCCUUGAAGAAAACCCCUUCUGCUGACAACAUACGUGUACUGACUGGCUUUGCCAAGCCUGUGGAGGUCUACUGCCACAGAUUUGUACAGGAUGCACAGGACAAAAAGACUGAGCUGUCGGAGACCAGGUGUGUGUCUCACAAUGGUGAGGAAGGACAUCAAAAGACUAACCCUCUUUCUAAUGAAGAAAAUCAGUUGGAACCUGUCGGACUGAUGCCUUCUCGACCAUCCCAGUUAAAUGUCUCUUGUUCUUUGGCAGGCCCACAGUUUUUGUCAGUUGAACCAGCACAUCCAGGGGUCUCUCAACAGAGCCCCAGUUCCGGGUCCAGCCUGCAGGAACUGGAGGCAGGGCUUUGUGUCACCCCUUCUCCAGAGAGUGGCUGCAGAGCAGUCUCUCCCUUUGCAAAGAUCCGCAGCUCCAUGGUCCAGGUUGCUAGUAUUACCCAAGCUGGGCUAACGCAUGGGAUAAAUUUGGCAGUGGCCAAAGUUCAAAAGAGUCCAGCAGAACCUGAAGUGGUCAAUGAAAUUCAGCAAAAUGAACUUAAAAAAUGCCAGACACGAAUAAUUCAAAUUUAGAUUUUAGUCACAACCUUAUGGUUUUUAUUUAAAAACUCAAAAUGAAGUUUUCACCUUCUGGACUUUUUUUUUUUUUUUUUUAAGAAACAGUUUCUCCUCCAAAACCACAGAGAAACCCUGUCUCGAAAAACAAACAAACAAAAAAAGAAACAGUUUCUCUGUGUAUCCCUGACUGUCCUGGAACUUGCUCUGUAGACCUGGCUGGCCUUGAAUUCAGUCCAUCUGUCUUCUGAGUACUGGAAUUAAAGGCUUGCCCCACUACCACCCAGCCCUUUCAGGCUAUUUUAACCAGUACUGCGUUUAUGGAUUACAAAUUCUAAUUACAUUGUUGACUGGCACUUGUUUUACAAGGAGUCUGAACCUGAGCAAAUUCCCAGAUGUACAGACUACAGGUGACCAUCUUAGACUGUAGGCCAGCCUAGCACAUACACAGCAGAGUGGUUUGUUGAUCUCACUUGGGAAGGUUCAGGAAAAGAACCAAACUGGUGUUUGGAGGGGAAGGGGAGCUAGUCUCGGAAGCAGAUGCAGUGUGGAUACACCAUGUAAAGUUAGCAUUCUUCCGCUCCGUCAGUUCAUUCCUGUACACUGCCCUAUAUGGGGAAUUAUACAUUUAAAUUUUAGUGACUUUUACUAGUGUGCAGAAGUAUCUAAAUUUUUUUUUUAAAAAGUAGUUUUACCAGCUUAACCAUUCUCUAUAUAGUUGAGAAUCAAUAAUGGUAAACAAUGUAUUUUCUUUUAUUCCAAUUUCUCCCGUAUGCUUUUUUUUCUCCCCCAAAUUCCUGAACACACAUGGGCUUGCCUGUCAUAAAGCCCACCUGCUUCAGGAACAGAAGAUCAUGUAUACUGACUGACUCUAGGAAUCUCUAGAAAAUCAAGUUUUAACUCUUUCAAGAGGGACAUUUAGCAUCUUUUUUAGGUUCAAGAACCUAAAGUACAGGUUAAUACUGGUUUUCUAAGUGACUGGCCACCAAGAUCACUGGCCUCUGCAUCCCAGAGUGCUGUAUGGCACAUUCCAGCAAGCACUGAUGUCUGGCAUCCUUAGAGCCUUACCCUUGUGAAGUGACUCAGUUGAACAUUCUGUCUGCUGUGACCUGAUAAGCAUUCCGUUUUUGUUAUUUAUUGAAGUGUCGAGUCCUGUGGCUGUUAAAGUACCACUGUAGCGCGAAGCAUCAAUGUGUAUGAGAAUUCCUUGUACAGCAUUUAACAGUACUUUGGUUUUCAAAGAAUUCAUAAGUGGCAAGUGUGCUACAACCAAACACUUGUUUUGAACUUUUUCGAUUAAAGUGUUCUUAUUUUAAAAAUGGAAACUGUAUUUUAAGUCCCAAACAUUAAGAACUAGAUGCUGCAGGCUGCCUUUCCCAUCCUUUCCCUCAGGCU